UGUACGCGAAUUCAACUGCGGCAAAUUAUACUAUCGCACUUUCCACAUGGAUGAAGAGAGAGACUCACUCUACGUGGGCGCUAUGGAUCGCGUAUUUCGCUUGAGCCUGAAAAAUAUUUCGUCCUCGCAAUGCGAUCGCGAUGUUAUUAACUUGGAACCCACACGCGAUGACGUUGUCAGCUGCGUCUCCAAAGGCAAGAGCCAGAUUUUCGAUUGCAAGAAUCACAUUCGUGUCAUACAAUCAAUGCAAAACGGCGAGAGGCUUUACGUUUGCGGCACAAAUGCGCACAAUCCCAAGGAUUAUGUCAUCAAUUCCAAUCUUACUCAUCUACCUCGUUCGGAAUAUGUAAUUGGCGUUGGUCUGGGUAUUGCGAAAUGUCCCUACGAUCCAUUGGAUAAUUCAACUGCUAUCUAUGUGGAGGAAGGAAAUCCUGGUGGUUUGCCUGGCUUGUACUCGGGCACUAAUGCGGAAUUCACAAAAGCGGACACUGUCAUCUUCCGUACGGAUUUGUAUAAUACCACAGCAAAGCGGUUGGAAUAUAAAUUUAAGCGAACACUCAAAUAUGACUCCAAGUGGUUGGAUAAACCAAAUUUCGUCGGCUCCUUUGACAUUGGCGAGUACGUAUACUUCUUUUUCCGCGAAACUGCCGUUGAGUAUAUCAACUGUGGCAAAGCGGUUUAUUCACGUAUUGCGCGCGUUUGCAAAAAGGAUAUCGGCGGCAAAAAUCUACUCACCCACAACUGGGCCACAUAUCUGAAGGCGCGAUUGAACUGCAGCAUAUCAGGCGAGUUCCCCUUCUACUUCAAUGAAAUACAAUCCGUCUAUCAGUUGCCAACGGAUAAGACGCGUUUCUAUGCGACAUUCACGACCAGCACAAAUGGGCUAAUCGGUUCGGCAGUGUGCAGUUUUCACAUCAACGAAGCGCAGGCAGCUUUUAAUGGCAAAUUCAAAGAACAAUCAUCAUCCAAUUCUGCUUGGCUACCAGUACUGAAUUCUCGUGUGCCGGAACCUCGUCCGGGCACUUGUGUCAAUGAUACCUCAAAUCUGCCAGACAAUGUGUUGAACUUUAUACGCUCGCAUCCGCUUAUGGAUAAAGCUGUGAAUCAUGAACACAACAAUCCAGUCUAUUAUAAACGGGAUUUGGUAUUCACUAAGCUCGUUGUUGACAAAAUCCGCAUUGAUAUACUCAAUCAAGAGUACACCGUCUACUAUGUGGGCACAAAUUUGGGGCGCAUCUAUAAAAUCGUGCAAUACUACCGUAAUGGGGAAUCACUAUCGAAAUUGCUUGACAUCUUCGAGAUUGCAGCUAACGAAGCGAUACAAGUGAUGGGUAUCAGUCAGGCACGUAAAUCGCUCUAUGUUGCCACAGAUCAUCGCAUCAAACAAAUCGAUUUGGCGAUGUGCAAUCGACGUUAUGACAAUUGCUUCCGUUGUGUGCGUGAUCCCUACUGCGGCUGGGACAAGGAGGCGAACACAUGUCGCCCAUACGAAUUGGAUCUGUUGCAGGAUGUUGCCAACGAAACGAGCGACAUUUGCGAUUCCAGCGUGCUAAAGAAGAAAAUCGUCGUCACCUAUGGGCAAAGCGUGCAUCUGGGUUGCUUCGUCAAAAUACCAGAGGUGCUGAAGAACGAGCAAGUGACUUGGUAUCAUCAUUCAAAGGAUAAGGGACGCUACGAAAUCAAAUACAGCCCCACAAAGUACAUAGAGACCACCGAACGCGGUUUGGUUGUAGUAUCGGUGAAUGAGGCUGAUGGUGGUCGCUAUGAUUGCCAUUUAGGUGGUUCCUUACUGUGCAGCUACAACAUCACCGUCGAUGCACACAGAUGCACUCCUCCAAAUAAAAGCAAUGAUUAUCAGAAAAUUUAUUCUGAUUGGUGUCACGAAUUCGAAAAAUACAAAACUGCCAUGAAAUCGUGGGAAAAGAAGCAGGCGCAAUGCUCAUCACGUCAGAACUACAGCAAUCAACAUCCUAAUGAUGUUUUCCGUAAAAACAAUGUCUGAUAUCAAGAAAAUCAACUUCAACUAUCGCCCAUAAAACUUCGUCUAUAAGUAGGAGAGAUUCUUGGGGGUCGGCUGGCUGGCUAAUGGCAAUUAACGGUAUAAUGAAGGGUAAGAGAUCGCGGGAGACUUUACAACAGCAGAUUAUAACGGUAGUGUGACAGGAGUAUCCGUAUGUGUUCACCACUCGAAGCAAUGAGAAUAUGAGAGCGCAGGCUAAAGAAGGAGAGAAAUGUCAAGGCGGAGUGUGGUUUUCACCAUCCGAUAACAUCGACAACGCAUUGGACAUAUGCUCGUACCGGAGCGCAUUUAAACUUAACAAAGAACAAACUUAACUUGAGCAAAAUAAAAAAAAGCAAAAUGAUAUGACGGAAGCAAAGAAAACAUUAGAUACACUCAAGCAAUCGCAUUAUACUACAAACAUACCUAAAUAAAAAUAA
Molecule: messenger RNA, 2439 nt
Organism: Anastrepha obliqua
Lineage: Eukaryota; Metazoa; Arthropoda; Insecta; Diptera; Tephritidae
Gene: Sema2a
Product: semaphorin-2A
Exons: 13
Coding region: 47-2002 (651 amino acids)
Biological process (GO): negative regulation of axon extension involved in axon guidance; semaphorin-plexin signaling pathway; axon guidance
Molecular function (GO): semaphorin receptor binding; chemorepellent activity
Source: RefSeq, a predicted model, not a curated record